UGAUUAGUGGGUUUUGUUCUUUAUUAUCUGCAAAGUGUUGAAGAUAUCGGUGGAUUGUGAUGGAAGAGUGUUUUUAGGUUUUGCGCACUAAGUGCUCGAUGAAUUGUCUAAGUCAGGUGUUCCUUUUCCUAGAACCACUUUUCUUUUUUGUUUUGUUUCGAAACAAGAAACUUUUAUGUCUUGUCCCUGUUGUUUGUUCUCUAACUAUUUGGAUUUUUCUCUGUCUCUUUAAUCUUUUCCUCUGCGUGUGUUUGUUUUUUCGUCCUUUGAAAUUCAUCAAGAGAUGCGUUUUUUGUGGCGGUAGAGAGUCUUCUUUUUGAUCAACUGUUAUCUGAUUCUUCUUUACACAGUUACUUGUAUAAGUACCUAAACGAUCACAACGAGGUCAAGAUCAACAGCAUUCUGAUUUCAGGAGAGCUCAAUCAUUUGUGAGGAUGGACCCGCAACAUACCGGUGCUUUGUUGAAGCAUUUGGAGAAGCAGAGUGAGUUACUCAAAGAAGCUCAUAAGACCAUGUCAGAAGAACUCCAAAUACUCGAGGUUGAACAUGAGAUGAUGAUGCGUAAACUCUAUGAGCUAAUGGCCACUCAUCGUUUAAAUAACAAGAAAAUGGAGGAAACUCAAACUCAAAAUGUGUUGGAGGGAAGAGAAACAGUUGAAGCUUCUCUAUCAACUUUAACUAUUGCUGAUGAAGAACAUUGAAGAGAAAACUCUCUAUAUUUCUCCUUGUCAGGAUAGACCGGGCCGGUUUGGGAUGGGCUUGUAAGAGCUAAAAGAUUGGACCUUAGGUUUGGAAGAGAGGUUGUUUUCAGACACUGAAUUCUGAAUAUCGGAUCUAUCUUUACAAAGAAUCUGUGACCUAUAUACAUGUAUAAAUAUGCAAUUUUGUAUCGAUAAGCGAUAAAAUAAUGUCAUAAAGUAAACAUCAAUUGCCUGCAAAAAGUAUGUAGAUCCUCCAA
Molecule: messenger RNA, 958 nt
Organism: Capsella rubella
Lineage: Eukaryota; Viridiplantae; Streptophyta; Magnoliopsida; Brassicales; Brassicaceae
Exons: 5
Coding region: 435-701 (88 amino acids)
Source: RefSeq, a predicted model, not a curated record